Molecule: messenger RNA, 1130 nt
Organism: Ricinus communis (castor bean)
Lineage: Eukaryota; Viridiplantae; Streptophyta; Magnoliopsida; Malpighiales; Euphorbiaceae
Exons: 1
Coding region: 173-838 (221 amino acids)
Source: RefSeq, a predicted model, not a curated record
CCCACUCUAUGUUAAGAGCCAAACUGAUUAUGGACUCAUAACAACUAUUUACUCUUUUUUUUUUUCUUUUUUCUUUUUUAUAUAUAUAUAUAUACUUUUUUUUUAAUUAAAAAACUUUUAUACUAAAACUGUUUCUUGAUUCUCUUUUAUCAAUUGGGUUUAUUUUGGCUAUAUGGCCAAAGGGAGGAGGCUAACAGCCAGUCGCAGCGAGAGGCUACUAGGUAGCUAUACAUACAGUAAUGGCCACGGGCAUGACAUGCUCGGCACGGACUCGUCUGAGCUGGGAGAAGAAGACGUUUGGUCGAUGGUAGAUGACGGGGACGAUGAUGGCGACCGGAAUGACAAUCAACUCAUGAAUAAUUCACAGGGAGAUUGGAGCCCACGCGCCGAUUUUGAGAGUAUGAGGAGCCGCCGCCGAAUCCCACGUGGUGAUGACCGCCACGUGGGUGGACUGUCUUUGGCUUUUGAAGAUUCUUCUUCGGGGAAGACGGCGUCGUCGAGAAUUGUGCAUCAGUUCCGUGGGCAUCAUGACAGCGUGGCAGCACCACCAGCAGCAGCAUCUCCUCGUCACAUGGCCACAUCAGCACCUGUGAACGUGCCUGAUUGGAGCAAGAUCUUGCGAGUUGACUCAGUUGAGUCACUGCAUGAUUUGGAUGAUGGGUUUGACGAGGGUGACUCGGAGAUGGUUCCCCCACACGAGUACUUGGCGCGUGUGUAUGCUAGGAGUAGAAAAAUGGGUAAUGCUUCCGUGUUCGAGGGCGUAGGAAGGACACUUAAAGGCCGCGACUUGAGGCGUGUGAGGGACGCCGUCUGGAACCAAACUGGUUUCGAUGGAUAAUCUACAUGCAAGCCCAGCUCUUUUUUCUCUCUCUCUCUCUCCCUUAUUGCUCUUGAGAUUGGUUAUAUAAUAUAUAUUUUUUUCCUUGGGCAAUGAUUCGGCCGAGUUUACUCGGAUUUCGAAAACCGAGUCAAUUCUGCAACGAGUGAGCUCAAGCAUGAUUCUUGCUUGACGAGGUGCCUAUAUUUCUUCUCUCAAGAUUGGAAUUCGGAAUUCCUGUUCCAUGUGCUAUUCCAUUAGAUUUCUGGUAAUCUAGCCUCCAAAUUUAAACAUAAUUGUUUUUGUUCUUUAA